Messenger RNA from Thecamonas trahens ATCC 50062, 1094 nucleotides. RefSeq lists its product as uncharacterized. The coding region runs from base 115 to 1023 and encodes 302 amino acids. The record is from RefSeq and is a predicted model, not a curated record. Lineage: Eukaryota; Apusomonadida; Apusomonadidae. The transcript has a single exon.
CGAUGUUGACAGGAACGGGAUGACGUGACCGUGUGGAGUCUCAACGAACAAAAAGGCCGUCACACGCACCGACACGGACAUACAGUGCAGUUCGUCUACACCGCUCCCCCCCGCAUGGCCCCCACACGAACCGCGCCAAUGUCCACAACCUCGUCCUACUCGUCAAGCCAGCACGGAACUACGACGCAUUCGUCAAGCGAGAGCGGGUCCGCCGGUGGCAACCGGCCGUGGCUCAACGUUCUCGCCCGUCAACAGCCGCUGGCCACUGGCAUCGAUGCGGCGCGGCUGGACAACGUGUGGGCAUGGAACGUCGGGCUCACCAUUCUGCAUGCGGUGCAGGGCGUGGCGAUCAUGGCGCUCGGUACCGGGUUCCGCAUUCCCAUCACCGCUGCCUUUCCGGACGGCCCGCCAGGCUCGGCCCUCCCAGCGCCGGGCAAACAGUUCAAUGUCGACGUCGGUGUCAUGGUCGGCGUCUUCCUCCUCCUCGCUGCGCUCGACCACGGGCUGACGGCUAGCGUCUUCCGCGGGCGGUACGAGAAGGACCUCGCGCUUGGCAUCAACCGCUUCCGCUGGAUCGAGUACGCCAUCUCGGCCACCAUCAUGAUCUCGCUCAUCUCGCUCUACACCGGCAUGACCCAGUUUGUGACUCAGCUCGGGGUCAUCGGAUGCAACGUCUCCAUGAUCAUGUUUGGCCAUUUGCAGGAGAAGAUGAACCCGCCGAGCCGGACCGAGACGACGUACACUCCAUUCAUCUUUGGCUGCUUUGCCGGCAUCAUCCCUUGGAUCGGGCUCUGGUUCCAGAUCAUCGGCUCGUCGACCGUACCCGGGUUUGUCUACGGCAUCAUCAUCUCCGAGUUUAUUCUCUUCUUCUCCUUUGGCGUCAACCAGCUGCUGCAGUACCUCGGCGUCGGCUGGUGGGCAUCGUACGGAUUCGGCGAAAAGGUCUACCUCGUCCUCUCGCUCGUUGCCAAGUCGGUCCUCGCCUGGCAGAUUUACGGCGGCUCGCUCUCUGAUGACGAGUAGUUGCCCGCAUCCACUCUGUCGGCAGUAUCGCGCUGUAGUAAACAACGUCAAACUUCGCAUCACCUCACUCC